Messenger RNA from Alosa alosa (allis shad), 4638 nucleotides. RefSeq names its product ADAM metallopeptidase with thrombospondin type 1 motif, 18 (gene adamts18). NCBI's taxonomy places the organism in Eukaryota, Metazoa, Chordata, Actinopteri, Clupeiformes, Clupeidae. The record is from RefSeq and is a predicted model, not a curated record. Gene Ontology annotation, molecular function: metalloendopeptidase activity. Gene Ontology annotation, cellular component: extracellular matrix. Gene Ontology annotation, biological process: extracellular matrix organization; proteolysis.
AUGUCCAGUUGCACCCCAUACAGUCGCUGUUCUCUGCACGGAUUGACUCUACAUAUAUGUUGCUGUCAUUCCUUGAACCUGGUUUCAGGCACAUUUGCCGGUGACUCUAGCGGGCUGAAUCGCGAUUAUUUCUUUGUAAGUCCGGUGGAGGUGGACUCCCUGGGCAGCUACGUCUCCCAUGACAUGACCAGGCACAGCCGCAGCCGCCGGUCUGUUGCGGAGACGCCGGGCCCCGUGCACUACCGUAUGUCUGCGUUCGGCCAGGACUGGCACCUGGAGCUGACGCCGUCGGCCGUGCUGGCCCCCGGCUUCACCGUGCAGACGCUGGGGUCAAAGGGCAUCACCACGGAGACGCCUGACCCUGCCAUUCACGGAUGCCUCUAUCAAGGGAUUAUACGCAACCAAAUGGAGUCUUCGGCAGCUAUAUCUACCUGCACAGGACUGUCAGGUCUGAUUCGGACGUCGGACGAGGAGUACUUCAUCUCACCGCUGCCUCAGCACCUGGCCACCCGGCACAACUACAGCAACCCUAGUGGCCACCAUGCACACGUCAUCUACAAGCGCUCGGCCGAAGGACACGUCCAUGGUGACAGUACCCCGCGGCCUCCCAACCUGUACUUCCAUCCCAGCCGUCGCCAGCGGCAACAUCGCCACGGGCCCCACGGACAUGAACACCAUCUCCAUGACUACCAGCAUGGGAAUCUGCAGAGACAACACUUCUGUGGACGCCGCAAGCAAUAUACUCCCAAGCCUCCCAUCGAGGAUCUUUUCGUCAUGCCUGAUGAGUUUGAGCAACCAGGCCGAACCAAACGCUCGCCCAUCACGUCCAACAAGGUGGGGGGCCUGAAUGUGGAGACCCUGGUAGUGGCCGACAAGCAGAUGCUGGAGAAGCACGGCCGUGAGAACGUCACCACCUACGUGCUCACUGUCAUGAACAUGGUCUCCAGUCUGUUCAGGGAUGGGACCAUCGGCACAGAUAUCAACAUAGUUGUUGUCAGCCUGCUGCUCCUGGAGCAGGAACCGCUGGGCCUGUCUAUCACUCACCAUGCUGACCAGUCCCUGAACAGCUUCUGUCAGUGGCAGUCCGGUCUGAUGGACAAGAGUGGGAAGCGGCACGACCACGCUGUGCUCCUGACCGGCCUGGACAUCUGCUCCUGGAAGAACGAGCCCUGUGACACCCUGGGCUUUGCUCCCAUUAGUGGGAUGUGCAGUAAGUACCGGAGCUGCACCAUCAACGAGGACACGGGUCUGGGUCUGGCUUUCACCAUCGCACACGAGUCUGGACACAAUUUUGGGAUGAUCCAUGACGGAGAGGGGAAUCCCUGUCGGAAGGCCGAGGGGAACAUCAUGUCCCCCACGCUGGCUGGGAAUAAUGGAGUCUUCUCCUGGUCCGCCUGCAGCCGCCAGUACCUCAACCGCUUCCUUGGGACGGCGCAGGCCUCCUGUCUGGUGGAUGAGCCGCGGCACAUGGGGCAGUACAAAUACCCGGAGCAGCUCCCAGGCCAGCUCUAUGACGCCGACACGCAGUGCAAGUGGCAGUUUGGCGCCAAGGCCAGGCUGUGCAACCUGGACUUCGUUAAGGACAUCUGUAAAUCACUGUGGUGCCAUCGGACAGGACACAGGUGUGAAACCAAGUUUAUGCCUGCUGCAGAGGGGACUAUUUGUGGCCCUGAAAUGUGGUGUCGGCGUGGACAGUGUGUGAAGUUCGGUGAUAACGGUCCCAGAGCUGUGGAUGGCCAGUGGUCAGGCUGGUCCGAGUGGUCCGACUGUUCCAGGACCUGCGGAGGAGGCGUGAUGCACCGCGAGCGCUCCUGCAACAGCCCCAGCCCACAGUACAACGGGAAGUUCUGCGCAGGUGCCAGCCGCCUGUACCAGCUGUGCAACACCAAGCCCUGCCAGGCCAACGCCGUAGACUUCCGCGCCCAGCAGUGUGCCGAGUACAACAGCAAGCCUUUCAGGGGCUGGUACUACAAGUGGAAGCCUUACACCAAGGUGGAAGACGAGGACAUCUGCAAACUGUACUGCAUCGCAGAGGACUUUGACUUCUUCUUCGCCAUGUCCAGCAAGGUGAAGGACGGGACCUCGUGCUCGGACCACAGGGCCGACGUGUGCAUCGAGGGCAUAUGUGAGUCGGUGGGCUGUGAUCAGGUGCUCGGGUCCAAAGCUUCCCUGGAUGCUUGUGGUGUGUGCAAAGGAGACAACACCACAUGCGAGUUCCACAGAGGGCAGUACACCUUGCAGCACAGGGCCAAUGGUAAGUAUCCCUGUAUUACUAACUCCAGUGGCUCAUUCCUGUAGGGGCCGCAGCGCAAUGCACGGGAGAUGGAGGUUUCCACCAGCUACCUGGCUGUGCGUAGCCUCGCUUGGGAAUACCACCUGACGGGCGAUUGGACAGUGGACUGGCUGGGCAAGUUCCGCUCUGAGGCUCUCUUCCAUUACCAGCGCUCCUUCAGCCUCCCAGAGAGCCUGCACACCGCUGGGCCCACUAAUGCAGAGUAUCUCCUGAUCCUGCUCCAGGGCAAGAACCCAGGAGUGAUGUGGGAGUACACCUUACCCCUCCCAGAGAGGAAACCCAACUACACAUGGGGAGUGGUGCGCUCCGACUGCUCUGCUCCUUGUGCCGGAGGACGAGUCUCAACAAAAGCCAUCUGUCUGGAGGACCAGCGAGUGCAGGUCAACGGCACGCUGUGCAACCCGCAGACCAGACCCGUGCUGGGCUCGCACCUCUGCAACACACAACCCUGCCCGGCCUACUGGACGACUGGCAAAUGGGGAGCCUGCAGCCGCACGUGUGGGGGCGGGCAGCAGACGCGGCACAUCCGAUGCAUGAGGAAGGUCACCUACCAGCGGGACGAGGUUGCCCCCCACUCGCUCUGCCCUGUGAUGGCCCCCGCCCAAGUGCAGCCCUGCAACACCCACACCUGCCCCCCGGAGUGGGGCACAGGUUCCUGGUCACAGUGCUCGAAGACGUGCGGGCGCGGAGUGCACAAGCGCAGCGUCUUCUGCCGCAGCACGGACCCUGGGGCCAGGGCGGUGGUGGUGCCGGACAGCAUGUGCAAGCUGCACCACAAGCCCAAAGCUCAGGAGACGUGUGUCCUCGCCCGCUGCCCCAAGAAUGACCGUCUACAGUGGGUCACCACCGCCUGGGGCGAGUGCUCGGCGUCGUGUGGGACGGGUCUGCGCCGGCGUGAGCUUCACUGCGGGGAGCGCGACUUCAGAGGGGGCUACGUGGAGUUCCCUAUCAGGAGGUGCCGGAACCUGCCCAAACCCCCUGCCGAGCUCCAGCAGCCCUGCAGCCGAGGGCCAUGCCCACAGCCCCCUCCACAGCUCCAGCCUCAGCUCCAGCCUCCUCAUCACGCUCCGGGACGGACACCCAGUGCCGUGGUGCUUGGCUGGUACUCUUCACCCUGGCAGCAGUGUUCCGUGUCCUGUGGCGGAGGGGUGCAGACGCGCACCACCCAGUGUCUGCGGCAGGGUCCGCCCUCGGCCGGCUGUCUGGCCCACCAGAGGCCAGUGAGCUCCAGGGCCUGCAACACGCACUUCUGCCCUGCUCCAGCCCCAGCUCCUGCUCCAGCUGCCCCACUGCCCGGGCCUCCGCGGAAAGAGGAGAAGCCUUGCUUGGACUUCUUUGGCUGGUGCCACUUGGUUCCUCAACAUGGCGUAUGCAAUCACAAGUUCUACGGGGAGCAGUGUUGCAAGUCCUGCUCCAUGAAAAAACAGUGAUUGUGAAAACGUCACCAAUACACAAAAAAACUCAAUUUCCCAUGAGUAGCUCCACACAGACUCCUAUCCACAGACCCUUGUCUUAUCGAUUCAAAAUGGAUGACGCAAUUGAUGGAUGUUAUGGAUGAACGCUAUGGAGUUGAGAGGUUGGCUCAGUCGUUGACACAGAUCAUGGAGGCAAUGCAGUCUUUGCCUUCUUGGAGUACUUGAUGGUGAGAAGAAUGGAUGAGAAAGAAACAGUGCAGGGACAAUGCCCCUUCCAUCUUCCAUCUUCUCUUGGCAAAACUGAUCUCAAGUGGAUGCUUCUUGUGUUUUAUUUUUUUUUUGUCUUUGUGUUUUAUUUUGAGCAUUCACUUUUAAGUCUUUUUGAGAACUCCUGAGGACAUCUGUGUAUCAACUCCGUUUUAUAUACACGUACAUGUAUAUUUAAAUGAGCCUGUAUACAGCAGGACAUUUUUAAUUUUUAAGUUAUUCUGUUUCCCGUGUGAUUGUGCAUGUCUGAUGUACUGUAGCCUAUGUCUGGUACGUGUUGGGAACUUAUUAUCAAAUCAUGUCUUAGCAGUAUGGAUUCAUGGAUGCACUAAUGCCACCUGGUUUACCUAAUGUUCUUCCAUUGCUGGUGCUUUUUUAAUGAUAGCGAGGUACGCUUCAGUGACCCAUUUCUAUAUGUUUGUCAUGUUGUGUAAUUUUUGUUUAGAGUAAGAAACAUUUCCCUGGCCUUUGGAAUCCUUAACAAACUAAACAAAAAAUGUGGGUCCUCCUUCGAUCCUCUGAGCCAGCACAUAGGACUGGACCCUUUCUGUUUGCCUCUUUUUUACAAUCAUGUCGAGGUAUCAAAUAAUCCCUCUCCUGGGGAUGUGUGAGGUCACUGAUUGCCACCUGGUCACACAACCUCCAUAUAAUGUCUUCAUCUAA